This is a messenger RNA of Solanum dulcamara, 1084 nucleotides long. RefSeq names its product protein GLUTAMINE DUMPER 1-like. Lineage: Eukaryota; Viridiplantae; Streptophyta; Magnoliopsida; Solanales; Solanaceae. The coding region runs from base 99 to 647 and encodes 182 amino acids. Gene Ontology annotation, biological process: regulation of amino acid export. The transcript has a single exon. The record is from RefSeq and is a predicted model, not a curated record.
UCUGCACUUCUCAAGCACAGAAAAAAAAAGGAAAAAAAACACCUCUCAGUUUCCACUAAACUUUCCAAAGAAGAAAAAUUUCAAACAAAAUUAGAAAAAUGAGAACAGAAAUUGGCUUCUCUACAAUCACAUCAAAAUUCGAACAAUCAAAAUCAACAGUAAAAACUACAUUUUCGCCGCCGGCGAUGGUACAGAGAUCGCCAUGGCAUUCUCCGGUACCGUAUCUCUUCGGUGGCCUAGCAGCUAUGUUAGGAUUAAUAGCUUUCGCUCUUCUAAUUUUAGCUUGUUCUUACUGGAAACUCUCCGGUCAUUUGAGAGAAAACGACGAAAUUGAUAACGAUUCCGAAGUAGAUCCUGAGUCCGGUGCCGGUGAAAAACCGGCGACCGGAAUUGUAAAGGCGAUGCCAGUGUUUGAAGAGAAGAUUGUUGUGAUAAUGGCGGGAGAUUUGAGGCCGAGUUUUUUGGCUACCCCUGUGUUGAGUAAAAGCUCUGUUUUGGGGGAUGGAAGUGAUUUGAAUCAAUUUGAGAAGAAGUUGGAGAAGGAAAGUGAAGAAUUAGAUGAUGAGAAGGAGAAAGAAGAAGUAGUGAUUGAGGUUAGAGAAAUGAGCCAUGGAGAAUCUCAAAAUAGCCAUGGACAAAACCAGUGAGCUAAUUUGAAAAGGAAAAAAAAUUAUGAGUAGUUUUCCUACUCAUACUUGGUAAGGAGGAAUCACACUAAGCAAAGUUGGUGUGAUGAGCUCGAUCCAGAAAUAUAUGCAGACGAUAUCAAACUCAGAAUUUCCUAUUUGGAAGAAUUUUAUGUGAUGAGCUCGAUCAAAAAAUAUGUGUACACAAUAUCAAACUUAGAAUUUUCUAUAUUAGGAAAAUCCUCUGCUCAAUCAAUUCGGCCACCACUAGUGUGACAUUCGUUUGCUACUUCUCCUUCCUUUUCUAAUUUUUUCCCCUCUUUUUCAUUGUUAUUCUUUUGACUUCUUUUGGGGGGGAUUGUUGGUUUGGAUGAGAUCAGUGUAAAAUUUGUUUUGAAUUAUUCUAGAAAGUUUAAUUUCCAUACAUUGAUGGCGUGUUUAAAAUAUUGGUGGAAUGC